Messenger RNA from Ilex paraguariensis (yerba mate), 1260 nucleotides. Lineage: Eukaryota; Viridiplantae; Streptophyta; Magnoliopsida; Aquifoliales; Aquifoliaceae. The record is from the annotation of a GenBank genome assembly.
AUGGCAAGACUCACAGCUGUCAGUGUGGACUCAACUUCAACGUAUACCAACAAGCAAACAGCGUCUGGGCUAGUUCUUGGAGGAAAUGCAAAGUUCCAUUCUAAAGCGAAAACGGUGCUGAACAUUAUAAUUGAUACAGCAAAUGAGGCAUCGGACACAAUAUAUAAUGCUACUGGAGCAAUGAAAAACAUUACUACUAACUUGGAGACAACUAAUGGAAGUGUUGGGGCUUUUGGCCUCCCUACUUCUACUGGCUUCCUUACUUCUACUAGCUUCCUUGCUUCGACAUCCGAAAGACUGGACUCCAAAGCCACAGAUAUACGACGACAAGCCAAGAAGAACAGGCAGGCCAUCGACAAGGGUCUCAGCAUACUGUAUAUACUAACUACAGUGAGUAUUUCAUUGAAUUUGAUAGCCGUGAUUGCCUUGUCAGGAGAUACAUGCCCAGUACUUGAAGACUUCCAACAAGAUCCCUACAACAACAGCUUGAGCUCAAUUGUCCCUUGCGAUGAAUUGCUUCCAGCAAAAUCCAUCCUACAUAAUGUCAGUUCGAAGAUUUAUGACCUAGUGAACAAGGUGAACAGGAACAUAUCCAUAUCAUAUGGAAAUAUUGUUCAGGUAUGCAAUCCUUUUUCUGCAGCACCGGAGUACGAGUACCAGCCAGAGAACUGUCCUCCUAAUGCAAUUCAGAUCGGAGACAUCCCUCGGUUAUUGAAGAUGCUUACAUGUCCAGAUUCCAACAAUGGAACCUGUAACGGAGGAAUAUCAAUCUCCUCCGUAGAUAUUAGAACAGUGGAAGCUUACUCAACUACAAUACAGCAACUACUAGAUGUGUAUCCUGCUAUGGAAAGUCUAGUUGAAUGUCAGAUGGUGAAGGACGCUUUUUCGGAAAUCCUUCACAAACACUGCAAACCUUUGAAGAAAUAUGUACGGAUGGUAUGGGCAGCAGUGGUGCUCCUCUCCGUGGCAAUGGGGGCUCUAGUUAUCAUAUGGACAGCCGAUGCACACCACGAGCUAAGACAUCAUUUUUCAGAUGGUUCUGUGAAACCCCAUUUUACAACGGCAAAUAUACUGGAACUGGGAACAACCAAGGCAACAACUCAUCCUAAUAGUUUAGUCCUGUAGAUAGCAACCAGUUUCCCAAAAGGACUUGGAAGACACAAGCAAAGAAGCUCCGGGAAAAAAAAAGAAAAACACCCUUGCAACAUAUCAAGAUUUCCCAUAGGUAGAAUAACAAAAACAUCACACAGGUGAAAAUGA